UUCACAUAUGAUGUUUUGAUUCUCUGAUCAUAAAUCAUGUCACAAAGAUAUAUCACGUCCCAUAUAGAAUCUUAUGUCAAGAUUUAUCAACAACGAUACUCAAUUUUUUUUAAUCUUGUACAAUAUAUGUCAUUCAAUGAAUCUCGAGUUUGGACGAACUCUCAACCAAUGAUGUUGCUCAGAUGACGACAACUUAGUUAUAAUUUUUUUAUAAAGGUACUUCAAUAUUAGAUAAAUUUGGUCAUUCCAAUUGAAAGUUUACUAUCUUAGUGUAUGAUCAUAUUUGUCGAUCAAGACACUCUAUUUAAUAUCUUAUACAAUAUGUACCAAUUGUUAAUACCUAAAGUUUAAUUUUGACUCACCCUCGACUCAUGGUCGUUGUUUAGAAUCUCGGUCCAAGAUACUCACACACCGUCGAGGUUUCUAAUCUUAACAUGGUCCAUUAGUGUAUAAUUUUCUAUCUUAUCAAAUAUGCAUUUGCUAAAAUUUAUUUAUCUUUGGUGUUUGUUUUGGGAUAAAAAUUCCAUUACUUAUACUAAUAUCUUCAUUUUAUUGGUGUAGUGCCACAUCCUUAAUCAAUAUCUAAGCAUGAUACUAUCACUAAGUAAGAAAACGCUAUCAGAAUCACGAAUUAACCGAAUUUGUGGGCAUGAUACUAAACCCUAACCCUUGAUAAGUGAACCCGAGGUCUUAGUUAUCUAAAUCAUAGAGCUUAACCCCUAAGAUUGUGCAGGUAAUUUGUUGCAUAUAUUUUGUCGAAUAGUGACCGUUGAUUUUUGUUUAUAAUUAAACUGAUCUUAGUGUAAGAGAUUUAUAAAUUUAAGACCUAGAUUUUAAUUUUUAAGGCUUUGAGAAUAAUACCAUAUGCCAAACUCUAGUCAAUUCAAAAAAAUUAUUGAAUAAAAAAAGAAAACAUUAAAAGAAGAUAGAGAUAGCUACAUAAAUGAUCAUUAAAAUAAAAAAAAUAUUAAAAGAAGAUAGAUAUAGCUACACUAAUUGAUCAUUAAUUAACUUUUUUUAUUGUAAAAAAAAGUGUCCACCAUGACACCUUGUAAAUUCUCCAAAUGCUUAUAUGGCAACAAACUACUUUUGAAUGGUCAUAAUAUUACGUAUAGAUAGAUAGAUAUAGAUAGAUAGAUAUAUAUAGAUAGAUUAGGCCACUUGUAUUGUGCCACGAAAUCAAUCAAUACAAAAUAAAACGACCCCCUCGACUAAUUAGUAAUUACUUGCCCCCUAAUUUUUAAGCAUUAAGAAUGUCCCCGCCGGCCCCUAGGAUCCGUUUUGCUUUCUAAUUCAUCGUUUUUUGUUUUUGUGUACUAAAUAAAUUUUGAUGAGGUUUUACUUUUACUGUUACUUUAUGAAUAACGUGUGUGGUGCGCGUCAACAGUGAUAGACUGAGCUGAUGAGCUCUGCCCACCAUCGUCUCCUCUUGUUGCUAUCAAAACGAAAACAAAUGAACCGAAUGGAAAACCACGUCAAAUAUGGGAGCUAGGGAGAUUCUCUUCUCUUGGCCUUGGGGAUAGGGUUACUUGGGUUAGGUGGCAACUUCUUUUGUUUUUAACAUAUAAGUCGAGAUUUAGAGCGGGGAAGAUUAAAAAAAAAAAAAACACUAUAAAAACGUUCACCUUUUAUCUGAAUUUUAAUCGAGGCCAUGAGAGGUUUUAUCCUACUAUUUAGAGAAUGUUUUCUCAAAAUAUGAAUAUACACAUGAUACUUUAGAUUUUUAAGUAAUUCAUUUUCUUCUCAGGUAAGUUUGCGAUGCUAGGAGUACUAUUAUGUAAUGGUGAUUUAGCAUAGUUAUAUUUCUUACAAGUUAGAUAAUUUUCGUAUUAGGAAUGCGUCACGCGCGCAGACGAGCCCUUGGUGCUUGAGCUGUUCCCGAAUGCGGAGAAGAUGAAGUAGAUAACACGCCCGGGAACUCUGCAAUGAUCCUCGGCAGGAGACGAAACUCUGCCAUCUUAGCUCGCCGAACCACAAUUAGCACCGUAACUCCUCCCUCGUGAUGAGGGGUCGGUUAGCAUGCUAACCCUCUUAGGGGUUGGAAAAAUGACACCCCCUAGUAUAUUAAAUACAACUAUAGAAUUUAAUACACACAUUAAAUACACAUUAGAAAUUAAAUGUACCAUAUUAAUUAGGAAUUCUCUCACUAUUAAAUACACAUUAGGAAUUAAAAUACACACAUUAAAUAGACAUUAGGAAUUCUCUCACUAUAUUUGAUUUUUCCUUUUUCAGCAGUCUCCGACCACCAGACUUCCUCCGACCGCCACACUUCUCCGGUGAAAAUCCCAUCGGCAGACUCCCUCCGACCACCUCCAAAAAAUAUAUCACUGCACUGAUACGGUGUACCACUGUACUGGUAGAUAUAUCACUGCACUGAUACGUUGUACCACUGUACUGGUAGAUAUACCACUGCACUGGUAGCGAUAUCAGUGCACUGGUAGCAAUGUCAUAUCUGAGUAUCAGUGCAGUGGUACAAAUACCAGUAAAGUGGUAAUUAAUGUGGUGUAUUUAAUGCUUACUUUGUAUUUAAUAACAGAACAUUUAUUAUGUUUACUUUCAUUAAUACUUAUCAAUAAUUAAUGAAAAAUUGACCAAUUAAAAGGGGGUGUCAAAAACCAACCCCUUAAGGGGUUAGCAUGCUAACCCGUCCCUCGUGAUGAUCGAAUUAGAAUACCAAACCUUUGCCUCUUCUUCCUUGGAGACUGUCCAAACUCUCCAUUAAUGGAUAAUUGAAUGCAUCAACUACCUAACAAUUAAGCAAAGGACAAGAUAAGGCCAUUUAUUUCUGUAGCUUUAUUUCUUUGUUGCCCUUUGAUAGAGGACUGUUGCCAUUCCCAGGAAAAAAAACUGAUCAAUCAAAGAGGAAACGGUUCCAGUGGCGAUGACGAUUAUGUCGAGUACUUUAGCUCCCACAUGAUUUGCAGUUAAUGGAUGGCUACAUUGGGUUUUAGUUUGGUCGGUAUCUGUCUAUUUAGAGAAAUUCAAUCGGAAUGAAUUAUUUCUGAUUUUGAGAUUAUGGUGAAUGAUUCGUAAUUCGUAUGCGUAUUAUUGUUUGUUAUCAUAUCUUACGUAACGAGAGAGUUGAUUCCGGUCUAGAGAAACCCACGUAUAUUUCUUGUAAAAAGUUGGUAAAUGUAUGGAUUAUGAGAUGCGAGCAAGGUUGUCAACACGAGUGUCGACCAGCGGGUUGAUCCGGACCCGGCCUUGAAAACGGGUUAAAAUAGCCCAUUUGAGAGUUAGCCUGGAAAUGGUUAAAUCCGGAAAAACCCGGUCAAAUUCGGUAAAACCCGGGCGGUUGGCCCUUCUGAGCGGGUCAGCGAACUGCUCGUUCUAAAGUGUCGUUGAAUUUUUACUAUGUUGAAUUUAAGUUGAUGUUAUUUAAGUGUGUUGAAGUUUAAGUACGGUUGUUUUUUUUUUGUUGGAUUCAAAAUAAGUAUAAUAUAAUGACUUUUUCAUAUUUUUGGGCUAAAUCGGGCUAAAAUGAGUGACCCAUUAACCCUUGACCCACUAGCUCGACCGAGUCCGGGUCGACCCGCGGGUUGACAACAAGGAGGGUUGGAUCAAUUUUUUAUCACUACUCUAUGAGGUUGUUUGCUUGUAGGAUUUUGAUGAGAGAUUUUGCCUCAAAAUCCCAUAUGUGUUGGAUUAUGGUCCAAAUCCAUGUUUGUUGAUAAAAAUGAAGUUGAUCUAAAUCCGUGGAGCCCACAAAUGUGAGAUUUUCUUUUGUCCAAAAUCCAUGGACCCCAAUGAUUAUAAAAUCCCACCUCAUGAGGUAAGAUUUUGACAAAGUGCCAAAAUCCGUGGACAUCAUUUAACCCAUAUAUCCAAGAUAGUAAAGUCCAUUUGUAAUCCAACAAGCAAACAUGCAAAUUUUAAAAUCCAACACAAAUCCAACAUAGCAAAAUCCUGUUAUGAAACUAAUGAAAAUAUAAACAACUACAAGAGAAGAUUAGAGAGGAAAAGACACAAGAGAAGAGAGGGGAAGAGUUCUUCUUAUUCAUUCUUCACUUUUGAGAUAAUGGUGUGCUAUAUUUAUAGGCACACUUUGGUAACCACUACAUCCUUAUAUCAAUGCAUAUGAAUGAGAGAUAAUAAUGUAGAAAUAGAGGUUACAUGUAACUCCCAAGUGAGCAUCUAAUGUGGUAGGUCAUUGGUCAUCCAUAUAUCAAUAUUUACAUAAUACUCCCCCUUGGAUGACCACUAGAUUUCAUUACGCUAUAUCAUACUGCCUCAUUAAAAACCUUACCAGGAAAACCCAUUGGGAAAAAACCAUGGUUAAGGGAAAAAGAGUGCAGUGCGUAUAUGCUCCCCCUCAUGACCACAUCACUUCAUAUUAUUGAGUCGUUGAACUCAAAUUUCACGAACAACUUUUAGAAAGAUUGUUGUCGGGAGUGAGUUAGUGAACAAUCUUCUAGAUUGUCAAUUUGAUGCAUGAUCUUUAGAUUUUCUUCAUACAUGAUCGUCAGGAUCAUUUCAUUUGAAAAUAGUUCACAACCACAAGUACUUGAGAUAUGGUGGAUCACAAAGUGUAACGAAAGACAUUCGGGACUUCCCCAUUAUAGUUUGUUUUGUUUCUUUAUGAAACAUUUAUAUCACCACAUGUAAGAGAUAGCUCGUCUCCGAUCAACCAAUAUAAGGAUCAAAUUAUAUAUAGGAUUUGGAUAUAUAGUUUACCAAAUCUCUCUUUGAUAAUACCAUAAUAGAACAAUCGCAUAUAUUGUUCCUGGAGGUAACAAAGUAUUUUCCAACGUUCUAAUGAGGAAAAAAUUGUAUCUUGCCAAUAUUAUCAACACCAAAAUGAUAGUUUAUGUGGUGUUUGGCUAGCAAGGUGCAUUGGUGCUCUAAUGCAUCAACAUAUGGUACUUCAGGACCUAAUGUUUCACUUCUUUCUUGAUUUCUAAAUGGAUCUUUGGUCACUUCUAGUGAUCUUAGAAUCCUAAUGUUAUUUGAUGAACACAAUUCGUUCAUGCAAAAUUACUUUUCCACUUUUUCAACAUUACCUUCCUUGCCCAUAAAAAGGAUCUUAAAUCCUUCAAUUUAACUUAUGUCUCGAAGCAAUCAACUGCUUUAGGAAGCUCUUCAGGAGAUCCAAUAAUAGUCAUAUCAUUAACAUAAUAUGAGAUCGUAAAAAAAACUUAACUAACACAAACUGAUGCAAACAAUUCUUUCAUAUAACGAAAGAUAAUAACAAAACUCACAUCAUAGAAACAUAUGAACUAGACAAAGCACAGUCAUAAAACACAACUCAUACUUUAAAGUAAAACACAACUCAUAAACCAAGAUUUCAAAAUCCUUGAAGCACAUACAAACAACAUAACUAUAUAUGCACAAUGCAAAUGCUCUAAUGCACUCUAUCCGGAUUUAACCUUUUAAGGUCCAUUCACCCCACUGUUGUAGGUGUUCACUUAGACGAGUAUUUCACAUUCGUCUAUAUUUUCUCAACCCAUGCAGGGGAUAUUCUUAGUCUAUCAUUAUAUGUUCUCGAGAACUUUACUUGUUUACUUCAGGUAAAUUAAUCCUUCUAGGAGUAUUUAAUCCUUCUGCGAGUUUCAAAUAUAUUUAACAUCUUUCGGGAAUUCAAACAAAUAGGCUAUCACAACAAUUUUCAAACAUAGAUUUAAACAUUGAUUUGACAAAGUAGUUGCAUCCACCACAAGAGAGCAUAACUCCUCUCAAAUAAUGAUAGGUCUCUUCGAGAAACCCAUUGCAAAACAUUGUGUUAUAUCUCUCACAAUUUCAUACUUUCCAAUAGCACAAAAAUUUGUUUGUAUCCCGCUAGUUUUGCCCUUUUUUAGGUGCUAGGACUUCUGAUCCUUAAACUUUAUCCUCCUUGAGCAAGUUUCAUGAUUUCUUAAUAUAUUGGCCAAUAAAAUUAUCAUUUGCAUGCAUCAGUAGAGUUGUACUCUUGAUCCUCACUUGUACAUAUCAUAUUCAGUACUGAAGUACAACAAACAAAUUUCAUCGACAAUGAUUUUAUUACUGUUCCAGUAUUGUAGUCUAAUAUGGUUUUGAGAUCUCUUCGCUUUCACAACUUUCAGAGACAUGAAUUCUUCUGGAACUAAAAUUAUAUUUUAUUCGUGGUUACUCUUCUUGAGUUUUCAUGUCCUCGAGUUGACCAUUCUAAUUACAACUCCUUUUCUUUCUCGAGGAUGUUUAUCAUUGGAACCGAUUGGUCUAUCACGCUUCAUGCGCUCUUUCAUACACAUUUUUUUUAUAUUAGAGUAUCCAACAAGGAUAUCAAAUUUAGUUGGAGCAUUCACAGCUAGUAUAUGUGACUUGGUCACUUCGUAUGGCCAGUAAAGGCAUUUGAUAGUUGGUAACGAUAAUUCAUCUUAUGAACUUCAGGUUCAUGUUUCUUACUUUGAGGAUCAAAACUAGAUAAUGAUAACUCAUUCCAACUCAUCUCUUUGUCUGGCUAUUUUUUUUCUCCCCCUUAAUGUUGGAAAAGUGAUUCAUCAAAACAAUAAUUCGCAAACAAAUUUUCCAUUUGGGAUACCCAACACAAAUUCUCAAUUUCCAACGAGAAUCAACUUAAGAUACUAUGGUGGAGCAAUUGGGAAGUAUGCGGCACACCCUGAUAUUCUCAUAUGAGAAUUGUUAGGUUUCUGACCAAAACCAUUUGUAAAAGGGGGGAACUUAUGAUAACUUGUUGGUUAGAUGUGAACCAAUACUAUCACUUGCCAGCUAGCAUGUCCUCGACAAGAGUCCAGAAGGCUCGGUUUGUUCUCUUAAGCAAAGUGAUGUUUGAUUGGAUAACCAUCAAAAUGUAUUCAUAGUGAGGCAAUCAAUCUCGCAAACAUCGGGUUGCGAUUAGAUAAAAUAAAAGUGAUCAUAUAAAAUCUCAAGAGAUUUGUCAACUCUUAUACAAGCUCUGAUCAAUUGUUCUAUUCUCCUUGAGAACAAACAUGGCAUAAUAACUCUUUUAUUUGAAGAGUACUUUGACUUCACAUAUGAUGUUCUCAUGAAUUCUCGAAUAACUUUUUUCACAUCAAGAUCCGGGAUGGUCUAACCGGACCAACCAAUUAUCAGGCCACAAAACAUUAGCUCUUUUAGAGCUUUACCAUAUUUUGUACCAUAUUUCACCAUUCCGGAGACUUAUGAUUUGAUGCAUUCUUAGUAAACACAUAUUCAUAGUGAAUACAUCACAAAUUAUUAUCACGAGUACAUAAUUAAGUUACUUCAAGUAACCAAACAUAAGCUCUUCGGAAGCUUUUUCUCAUUUAUGUACUCUACCAUAUAGUUUAUAUGGAUUUUUUCUAACAAUCAUACUUUACAAAAACACACUAAAAUAAUAAAUGAGAAUAUUCAAACUUAAGACAAAAUGACGAACUUAUCAAGUUAAUCGUUCUAGAUAAAUGUUAUCAAGUUAAAUUAUACAUGAAAAUAAUGGCACAAUGAAACAUAAUAGAAAACAAGAAUCAUAAUACUACAAUUGUGAAAAUUUAAAUAAGCUUUAUUUGGAACAAUAUCAUCACUAACUAGGUGAUUUUAAAUUUAUAUAUGCGUUCCAUUAUGCAUUUCAAUGUACAACAGGUACAUUAUAUUAUCAUGACUUUGAUAAUGCAAUUGUUAUUUCAUCCUUAUUUAUAAUUCUUCUCUUUUCUCACUUCUGGUGAAAAGAUCCAAACAAUACAUUUAGCAUAUAUAUAAUCAUGUUUAUAGCUCCAUUCACUUCGGGGAAUAGAUUGUUUCAUUCACUUCUGGGAAUGAAAAUGUCUCAAGUGCAAUAUCAUUUUCAUCUUUAAUGGAGAAUAUACCAACUUAUAAUACAAAAAAUAUGCUCCAUAAUAUUGAUAUUGCAGGAGCGUAUAUGAAUUUGCUCUUCUCUUUGAUUCUUGGUAGAAUAAAGUCUUUUGCGUACAACGGGUACGAGACAAGCACACUUUUCCAUUACAAUGGUAACAUACAGAACAAAUAUUCUUGUUACCAUGUCCACUUCUUUCUAUCCCCUUGGAUUCUUCAAUUUCCACUUCUGGGGAAUAUAUGGGCUCUUGGAACUUGCAUUUUCUACAUAUCAAUGUGGGAUUGAUAAGAACAGAAUAACACAGAGAAUUGAAAAAUUAACUCAUCACUUAUAUUACUUUUCUUGUUAUUGCAACUAUAUGAGCAAAUUUUAAUUUGCGGUAAUGUCAAAACACCAAUUUAAUUUUAAGGAAUCGAUGUAUGUAUUGUAAAACACAUAAUAAUAUACAUCAAAUUACACAACCCAAAAUUUUAAUUCAAAUAGAUGUACGAGAUAAAAUAUCAAUUGAUGGUAUACUACGAGAAAAGAGUAGCAUCCAUCUUAAUAUAUUGGAAUGAGAUAAUCUCACCACAAAUAAGACAAUAAGAUAUGAAAGAAGACAAAGAUUUUGCAUACCUUGACCAUAUUGUGUUCAUAAUCCAAUAUACUAGAUUGUGUAGAGAGACAAUGACCAACCAUGAUGCUAGCAGAGCUUCGUGCUGAUAACGUGUUAUGAAACUAAUGAAAAUAUAAACAACUACAAGAGAAGAUUAUAGAGGAAAAGACACAAGAGAAGAGAGGGGAAGAGUUCUUCUUAUUCAUUCUUCACUUUUGAGAUAAUGGUGUGCUAUAUUUAUAGGCACACUUUGGUAACCACUACAUCCUUAUAUCAAUGCAUAUGAAUGAGAGAUAAUAAUGUAGAAAUAGAGGUUACAUGUAACUCCCAAGUGAGCAUCUAAUGUGGUAGGUCAUUGGUCAUCCAUAUAUCAAUAUUUACAUAAUAAAUCCAACAUAAUCUUUCAAUCCAAAAAUCCAAAGUUUUACAAAAAAAAAAAUCAUUUUUUAAAAUCCCACAAGUAAACGACAUCUAUGUACUACUCGUACCUAACCUGUGUGGAUUUGACCAAUUGGAUAGGUGCAGUCUUUCAAACUCAUGAGUGACCAUCUCUGAUAGAAGUGAGAGUAGUAAGAGUGCGAUAGGUUGUCAACCCGCGGGUUGACCCGGACCCGGUCGAGCUAGUGGGUUAAGGGUUAAUGGGUCAACCAUUUUAGCCCGAUUUGACCCGGAAAUAUGGAAAGAGUCAUUAUAUUGUACUUUUCCUUAUAAAUUAUAUCAAAUCUUAUCUAACAUAUGAGUUAUAACAUAUAAUAUUACACCAAAAUAACAUAUCGUACUUAGAUCUAGCAUAAAGUGAAAAUUCACACACACUUAUAUACAUCAAUAUUCAAAUAGUCAACUUAGGAUUCCAAAGUUUGAGUUAGGCGAAAAGAAAAAUCGGAAAAUAUGCGCAUUUCGCAAACCAAAGAAAAAAUGACACAAUUUGACCUUCAACCCGGUACCGUAUAGCGGUCGACCCGACGGGUGUGUGCAGCCCAUUUUUCUCACCGGGUCAAGGUUAAAGUGGGUCGACCCGCGGGUUGACAAUGCGAAAUAACGUGGCGUUUCUCGAUUACAAAAUGUCAUAGAACUCCUCAAGUGUGUUGUGUAGCUUGUAAGAAAAGCGUGCUCUAUGGAAAUGUAAUAGAAGUGAAUUGUAGGCAUUUCAUUUCUUAAAGCUAUAAUGUGACCCAUGAAAUUCACCUACACAAUUUGCUUUAGGGUCGUUUGGAAGUUGCGCAUGUUAAAUCGUUGUAUUGUGAAUAAUCAUUGUAAUAUGAAAUACAUGUAUUGAUACAAUCGUUGCAUUAACAUUAUAUUGUUUGGUUGUUGAUUUUAUAGUUUAGGGAUUAACAUAAAGUAAAAUUUUGGUGAAAAUAUCACAUUUACCCUUUAUUUUAACAUAUAACAUAUAACUCUUUUCCCCUCCAUCUCGUUUACUAGGGGUAUAAAUGAAAAUAAAAACGAGAUAUAAAUCUAAAAGCAACAAUCACAAUAAUAUCAACUUUUAGUUGAGAUUGUAUAAUACUUAAUUUUUUGUGAUUGUAUGUGGGAUCCACACAAAACAAUACAUGUAAUGUUUCACA
Linum trigynum is the source of this 9907-nucleotide messenger RNA. The record is from the annotation of a GenBank genome assembly. NCBI's taxonomy places the organism in Eukaryota, Viridiplantae, Streptophyta, Magnoliopsida, Malpighiales, Linaceae.